GCCGGGAUGCAAGCGGAUACGAGAUUCAGGAGCCGCGGUUAACGACGACCUUCCACGCUUGUUCUCUAGUCUUCCGCUGUCGACAUACAUAACCUCGUGAUUACAACACAAUGGCCCCUAAAAGAGGCAAGGUUCAAAAAGAGGAAGUCCAAGUAAGCUUGGGUCCUCAAGUUCGAGAAGACGAGAAAGUUUUUGGAGUGGCCCACAUUUUUGCCUCUUUCAACGACACUUUUGUCCACGUUACUGACUUGUCCGGACGAGAAACCAUAGCUCGUGUCACAGGAGGAAUGAAAGUGAAGGCUGACAGAGAUGAAGCUUCUCCUUAUGCCGCUAUGUUGGCUGCUCAGGAUGUUGCUGAAAAAUGUAAAACAUUAUCAAUAACUGCCCUGCACAUAAAACUCAGAGCAACAGGUGGAAACAAGACGAAAACACCAGGACCUGGUGCUCAAUCAGCCUUAAGAGCAAUUGCCAGAUCUGGUAUAAAGAUUGGAAGGAUAGAGGAUGUUACGCCUAUUCCUUCUGAUUCCACAAGAAGGAAGGGUGGGCGACGUGGUAGAAGGCUUUAAAUUAAGGUUAUGGUGUAUGGUGUGGUACAUUAUAUUAUAAUAAACUUGUAAAAAACAUUUUUUGCGUAAUGAAACAUAUUUUAUUAUACUUCCUUUACUUGCUUGUAUUAAUUGAAUUAUGUUUUGUCAAUAAAAUGUAUGAAAGUAA
Copidosoma floridanum is the source of this 714-nucleotide messenger RNA. It is a transcript of the gene Rps14, whose product is annotated as ribosomal protein S14. Gene Ontology annotation, biological process: translation. Gene Ontology annotation, cellular component: ribosome. Gene Ontology annotation, molecular function: structural constituent of ribosome. Lineage: Eukaryota; Metazoa; Arthropoda; Insecta; Hymenoptera; Encyrtidae. The record is from RefSeq and is a predicted model, not a curated record.